AUGUCGGAGAGAGAGAGUGAACACCUCCGAUUGGCCUUGCUUUUCAUAUUAUCAGGGCUUCUUCAUGUCUGCUCAGGAGAUGUUGGCACAGCAGGCCAAUAUACACCCCCAUAUCUGCCAACUGAGUGCUACGGCAACGAUGUGUCUAAGUUCCCAUCAAGCAACUUAUUCGCGUCGGCCGGAAAUGGGAUAUGGGACAAUGGGGCAGCGUGCGGCAGGCAGUACUUUGUCAGGUGCUUGAGCGCGCAAACUCCAGGGACAUGCAAAGCUGGUCAGGUCAUAAAAGUGAAAAUAGUUGAUAGAGCCUCUAGGAGUGGAGAGAUCCUUGUUCUUUCUACUAUUGCAUUUGGGGCUAUUGCUAAUCCUUCUGCUGCUUGGGUUAGCAUAGAGUUUGCAGAGUAA
This is a messenger RNA of Vitis vinifera (wine grape), 402 nucleotides long. RefSeq names its product EG45-like domain containing protein. The coding region runs from base 1 to 402 and encodes 133 amino acids. The transcript is spliced from 2 exons. NCBI's taxonomy places the organism in Eukaryota, Viridiplantae, Streptophyta, Magnoliopsida, Vitales, Vitaceae. The record is from RefSeq and is a predicted model, not a curated record.